GGGACAAAAUGAAAGAUUGUUAUGUUGUAAGAAUAUUUAGAUUGAAUUUUAGCCGUAAUAGCUUAACUCCAGGCUUAAGGAGAUGAACAUGAAUUUACACAGUAUUAGUUCAAAACAGCAUCAAUCCACAAUGUAUUCCUGAACUGACGUCAAGAAAACAAAUUCAAAAUGUCUGCACAGGAAGUGUAUGAAGCGAAGUUGCAGACGGACUCAACAUCUUGUUACCGCCCAAAGGCAGUAACCACCGAAAAGCCUGCUGAUGGGAGCAUGCAUUUUACAAUCAUGAAGCAUCCAAAAGAAGCUUUAGAUGUGAUGAGUAACCUCAGAAGACUUACAAAACUCUGUGAUGUCACACUCUUGGUGGGAGAGGAAAAGUUCCUUGCCCACAAGAUUGUGUUAGCUGCGGCCAGUCCAUACUUCCGUGCCAUGUUUACAGGAGGAAUGAGAGAAGAAGAAAUGACCACCAUUCCUUUACAUGGGAUCACACCAUGUACGUUAGCAACACUCAUAGAAUUUGCAUAUACGGCAGAAGUUCGCGUCAGUGAAAUGAACGUUUGUUAUCUUCUGCCAGCAGCCACCAUGUUUCAGAUGAACCAUGUGGUAGAAGCAUGUAGUGUCUUUCUAGAACAACAGCUUGACCCUAGUAACUGUAUUGGUAUAGCAGAUUUUGCUAGUGAACAUGGUUGUGUAGAAUUACAGACAAAGGCAAGAGAAUAUAUAUUCAAAAAUUUUUCUGAAGUGAUAAAAUGUGAUGAAUUUUUAACGCUUACACCCUGUCAGCUUAUAAACCUUAUCAAACAUGAUGAGCUGAAUAUUCGAUGUGAAUCGGAGGUGUUCAAUGCUGUGAUACGAUAUGUUCAACAUGAUCCAGAUAAGAGGAUCUGCAAAUUGGAGGGACUACUUUAUGCUGUGCGGUGCCAUUUUCUGUCUCCUAAGUUUCUGGAGAAACAGUUAAAUCAUUGUAAUAUUCUCAAGAAGAUGCCCCAGUGUCAAGAAUAUUUAUCAAAAAUCUUUCAAGGAUUAAAACUUCAUCAGACCUGCCCUGAAAAACCGAGAAAACCAUGUUCACCUCUAGUCAUAUUUACGGCCGGUGGUUAUUUGCGACAAUCCCUCAGUAAUUUUGAAUACUAUAACCCUUCCUCAAACCAAUGGACAAGACUCCCUGAAUUACCCACUCCCAGGAGUGGACUGUGUUGUUGUAUUGUAAAAGGCUCAUUUUUCUGUGUUGGAGGAAGGAACAAUUCUCCUGAUGGAAAUAUGGACUCCAAUGCCUUGGAUGUGUUUGAUCCCAUUAGAAAUAUCUGGCUCUCCAGAUCUCCAAUGACUGUUCCUAGAAAUCGCGUAGGAAUUGGUGUGAUCGACAACAUGAUUUAUGCUGUUGGGGGUUCACAAGGGCAGCAGCAUCAUGCUUCUCUGGAAAGGUAUGACCCAGACUUAGACAGAUGGACAAUGCUAGCUUCAAUGGCCACCAAGCGAAUUGGAGUGGGAGUCGCAGUGGUGAACAGGUUACUGUAUGCUGUUGGUGGUUAUGAUGGCAGCAACAGGUUACGGAGCAUGGAAUGCUACGACCCAGAGAAGGAUGAGUGGCACUUUGUGGCUCCAAUGAACACAACACGCAGUGGUGCUGGUGUGAUAGGUAUGGACUGUUAUGUGUAUGCAGUUGGAGGCUAUGAUAGUAGUUGUCAGCUUAGCUCUGUUGAGAGAUAUUGCACCAUCACUAAUCAGUGGGAGUUUGUAGCUCCAAUGAAGAGUCCCAGAAGUGCACUAAGUGUGGCUGUAGUCAACAAUAAACUCUACGCUUUAGGUGGUUAUGAUGGACAAGAAUUUUUAUCAACAGUAGAGUGUUAUGAUCCUGACAAGAAUGAGUGGGCAGAAGUGACUAACAUGACUUGUGGCAGAAGUGGACAUGGUGUGGCAGUGGGCGCUGAACCCUGCCACUCCUGACAAAGGUCAAGGUCACUAGUAUAACCGUCCAAUCUGCUAUCCCAGUGCAUGUGAUAUGAACUGCUCAAAUCCUGCAUAAUACACCACCGGCACCAAGCAAGAAACUUGUGAACAAGGACUAGUCCUAGAGUGCUUACAGGCCAUAGAGGGAUUGAAGAACAUCCAAGAAAUAUAAAAAUCAAGCUCAAAAACACCAAACUAGAACAAAUAUCACAGUAUUAGUCAGCACUGUUAUGUUGAUGCUUUCCUGUUUUGUAACAUUUCAUUGAAAACAAAUGGAAAAUUUGAUUAUCUGCUACAUCCUUUGCUCCAAUCAAUGCUGAUUUAAGUAAAUGAAGAAACCAAUUACAUGAAAUCUGUUUCACCAUUGAUUUAAAAAAAAAAAAGGAGAAUCAUAAAUCUUAGAUGAAGUAAAAAAUUAUUGAAAAUAUGUCGACAGAUUGAUCAUUUUUGUAUUUUAUUAUGGUGCAGAUGUGUAUUGAAGUUGUUAGGAUUUUUUUUCCCACAGUAUAUUGAAUUCAUGUACAAUGAAAACAUUGUAAUUACAAUGAAACAUUUAAUCUCUUACCUGAUGCUAGUAAAAGAGCACUCUGGGUCAAGUGUUUAACCUUGUAUCAUGGUGACCUCUCUAUUUAUUUUAUCAUUGUUUUUUUUAUUAAAGGUUUGUGAUAUUGAUCAGUAAUUGACAAAGACAAGAAAAUUUAUUGGUGCUAUUGUUGUUAAGCAGGCAAGUUAGUCUGCCGAGUUAUUAAGGGGUGUCGUCACAUCCAAAUAAAAGGAUGUGGUAGCAUCCAGUUGUUAUUCUGUGUAUUCUGCUGCGUACCUAAUUGUCAACUUAGAGAAUUCCCUAAAUUUCCAAUAGAAAGUAUAAAUUGUUAAGGAUUUUCAGAAAAAAAUUAUUGUACACUUAAUUAAUAAAUAGUUAUUUUAUUUCAUUUAUCAGAUAAUAUAUUGUACGAUGCUAGAAAACAAAAAUGAAGUCAAAAUCACAUAUCAUUUAAAGAAAAAAAAACUUUGCUCUCUUUUCCUUCAUUUUCUUAUUCUUGGAAGGAACAAUGCUGCGUUGUGAAUUUUUUUUUUUAUAUACCAAUUGAAGCUACCAUUCAUUAUAUAUAUUUUCUUUUUUUUU
Saccostrea echinata is the source of this 3073-nucleotide messenger RNA. RefSeq names its product kelch-like ECH-associated protein 1. The record is from RefSeq and is a predicted model, not a curated record. Gene Ontology annotation, molecular function: protein binding. The transcript has 5 exons. The coding region runs from base 169 to 1944 and encodes 591 amino acids. NCBI's taxonomy places the organism in Eukaryota, Metazoa, Mollusca, Bivalvia, Ostreida, Ostreidae.